CCUGGCAAGAGGAGCGUAGAGGUUCGACACGAACCGAGAGUCGCUUUGGCCAAGUGCGAGCGUGGCGUUUUCGGUGUGCGCGAGUUCCAUUCGAUAGAGGUCUGCAAUUUCGAACGCACCGCCCCCACCCGAGGCGAAAGGGUCUGGGUUUUUCUACCCUGGAACGUAGCAGAAAACGGACACAAGCGUGUCUCGGCGAUUUUCACGAUUUGCUCGCACGGCCCUGAAACCGCGGGGGUGACAAAAGGGGUGGCAGGUCUGGAACAGUUCAUUUCGGAUCGCACCGAGGGCUCAACGUUUUUCUCCUGAUCGAAUUUUGUUUACCGCGAGGAGCCGGAGAUGUUGUAGACCGUACGCGUAAACAGGGGGAUCGUCGCGCGUGCACGGUGGAUUAUGCGUGAUCGCGGAAACGUGGAAGCGAGGUAAAAGUGUUUUUUCGGGGCAAAAGCGGUUCGUCGAGCGAGGAGGCUCCGGGAUUCGAGCAACAGGAAAGUACGAGCUCGAUGCCGGAGGCUUCAGGAUCGGACGUGGCCGACGAGUCGGAUUAUUCGAUAUUUGAGAAUAAGUCCGGCCUGGCCGAGGACAUGAAGUUUCUGGCUAGCAUGCCGGAACUAUGCGACGUGACCUUCCUCGUCGGUAAUACAAAAGAGCCUAUCUGCGCCGUGAAGGCCGUCCUCGCAGCCAGGAGUAGAGUGUUUCAGAAACUGUUUGACCAGGCACCGAGCCCGCAGCGGAAAAAGGAGCCGAUGAAGGAGAACAAGUUCCGGACGUUUCUAAAACGGAGCUCGGAGCCACUGUUAAAUCUUCAAAACGUGGCGCAGCAGCGAUCAGGGUACGCGCAGCAGUUGGCACCCAUACAAGAGCCGAAUCAGCAUCACACUUUGAUCAUCGACGAGUUCGAACCGGACGUGUUUCGUCAACUGAUCGAGUACAUUCAUACCGGAUGCGUGACGCUACAGCCCAGAACAUUGCUAGGUUUGAUGAACGCUGCUGAUCUUUACGGAUUGGAACAAUUGAGGAAAGCUUGCACUGGAUUCGUGCAGUGCUGCAUAACAGUGGACACCGUUUGCGCUUUAUUGGCGUCGGCCGAACGAUAUAUUCAGUAUAAGGGUACAAAGUCUCUGGUUCAAAAGGUGCUAGAGUUUGUCAACGAACAUGGCAACGAAGUGUUGAGUUUAGGAUCCUUCACCCUACUUCCCGAGCACGUCGUUCGUCUGAUCCUCGCGAGGGAAGAAUUGCAAGCUGACGAGUUCACCAAAUUCCAAGCGGCCUUGAUGUGGAGCAAGAAGUACUGGGAUAGUAGAGAUGAUCAGAAUCAAUCACUGGAACUCAAGGACGUGAUCGGGAACUUCCUGCAGUUCAUACAGUUUCACAAAAUACCUACAUCAGUGCUAAUGAAGGAGAUCUACCCCCUGCGCUUGGUACCCGGAGAGAUCAUAAUGACGGCGCUGGCCUAUCAGGCAGACCCAAGCAGCGUCGACACCGGAAAGCUCUCCCCUCACCGAGUGAAGCACCAGGACCGUAGUCUGUCGGUGCAGUCCUCUCUGCAGGACCAGUUCGGCAGCAACACGUCGCUGAGUUCGAACGUGUCCGUCGAGGGUUCCGACGAGAAGCAGCAUUCAGGUAAACACAGCGUCACAGCGGAACAGGAAAUGCGGGAGCAGCAACAGUGGAAUCGGAAGCGGGGAUCCGAGGACGAGGAUCUGCAGCGGCUGAUCGAACAGCGGACGCAGUUUCAGACGAUGAGACAGGAGGAGGAACUGCAGCGGCAGAACGAGGAGCUGCAAACGAGGAAGCAGGAAGAGGAGCUGAGGAAGCAGGAGAUGCAAGAGGAGUUCGACAGGCGGCAGAAGGAGCAACUACGGAAAAAGAAGAAGGAGGAGGAAGAGAAGAGAAGGAAGGAGGAGGAGGAGGGGUCGAAGGUCGUGCAGGAUGACGAGGAGGCGAAGAGACAGAAACAGGAGGAGGCAUUAAUGCAACAGUUGCAGCUCGAGGAGGAGAGACAGAAGAUCGAGGAGAGGCAACGAAGGGAAGCUUUAGAUAAGCUCAGGCAGGACGAGUUGAUGGAACAACGGCAGAGGAGUUUGGAGAAGCUUCGGCAAGAGGACGAGACGAAAGCUCAACAGGAGGAUGAGGUUAAAGCUCGGCAGGAUAUAUCGGCAAAUAUAGAGAAACAGCAAGAUGAGAAUUUGGGAGAGGGCUUAGAGAAAGAACAAGUAAAAAUGCCGGAAGAAAUUUUGCAACAGCAGAGAGAGGAGGAACAAGGGGAAAGACCGACGGAUCGGCAAGAAGGUAACGAACAGCAAACUGAAGAAGAAUCAUUGCAACCGGAGACGAAAGAGAACAAAGAACAGAUUCAGCUAGAAGAAACGACCAGAGGAGAAGAACUACGAGAAAAAGGAGAAACGAAAAUGGAACAAGAGGAAUCGUUGAUACGCCGCGAAGAAGAACAUAGGCGACUUCGGGAAGAGAGAAAGUUGCAACUACAAUUGCAGGAACUGAAAGUUCAAUGGAGCCUGGAGCAGGACGCGUUGCAGAUGCAAGAGGAAAUGGUACAACGGCAAAUAGAGGAGAGGAGGUACGACGAAGAGAUGGAGAGUCUGCAGUUUCCGCAAGUGCAGCUGCAGUUGGAGGGUCGAAAGCCGAUGCUGGAGAGACCCGAGAAACGGCAGAAGGAUCGUAAAAAAUCGAGGAAGAGGAAACGGGUGGAGAUCAGAGAGCACGAGGCAGAGUCGCCGAAACAAGAAACAGCCCCCGCGGAGGGUGUCGCCGGCCUCUACAUCAAGUUGGUGGUGAGGCAAGAGGGCCGGGCACCCUUGGUCUGGUUGUUCAAAACGCACAAAUUCUGAAUUCUCGUUUCGCUGUCUUGCAUUCUGAUUUCUCGUAUCGAUCGAUUUUCACGGUGCACCGAGUCGAUUCAACGUUACGACGCUCCUAAAAUUGUACGACGGAGAUUCUCGAUACGUCGACGAUCAUCGCAAUUGAUAAUCGAUUAGCCGUGUGCAGGUAUUUUACGGUAAACGUGAAAACGAUUAUUGUUAAUAACAUUGAAUAUCUGUGAACAUAAACGAGAAACCUGCUCGUUACGAUGAUCGUUCGAUCAAUUUACGAAUUGUUUCAAUGCAGUGUAGAAUUAUUAUCUUUUAUCGUUGUCUAAGAUCAUCUGAGGAUCGUUUACUUUCAGUGGAAGCACAGUAGAAUUUUUCUACCUGCAACCGACACGUCUUCACUACUGUGAAUGUGCGAGCGGGAUUUCUUAUUUAUUGUAUAAAUAUAUGUAUAUGCAUGUUUAAAUCGGGGGUGCGUGUAUGUAUAUAAAUAUUAGAAAAUUAACUGCAAAUAUAUGUAAACCAGAAGAUGCGACAAGAUGCAAAGAAACGACAGGGCCACGUGAAUGUCUAUCAAUCACUAUGAAUUAUCUCAGCGGACGACGGAUAUCAGAAGCACCCACACACAGUAUCCACCCACAUGUAUAGAGAUGAAACAUGUUAUACACGCAUAUUAAUGUGUAUCUAUAUUUGACACUGUUCAAGUACGAAAGUGGAAGCUGUUAUAUACUAUAUAAUGUAUCGAUGUUGCGACUGGUGUGUUUGAGAGAAUGACUUUCUUUGUACCAGAUUUUCAAAUAGAUUAAAACGAAAUUAUCGUACGAAAUUUGAUAACAGUCCGGGAGAAUCGUAGAUGAAAUUCGACUUACCUUUGUUAAGCAUUUAUACCGUUCGCUAUGUGAUUUGAAACGUUCGACGAAAUAAAAUCUGGUGUUACAUUAGAACUGCCUGUUACCAUGAUCGCCAAUAACCAGGGGAACAUGUUCGAUGUAUAAAGAAUGUUACGCUUUCGAAUCUCCGAUGAUCAUGCUCGUGUCCCUUCUCGACGAGAAACUCUUUUAUGAAACCGUGAAUACGCAAGCUAAUGCCGAUUAAUCUGUCGUUGAUAUCACAUCGUUGUUUUAUUCACGUUCGGCAUUAUUCUCCGUUGCUAAGAUAAUUAUUGAACUAAUCAAAACUUAGCUAGGGUAUUUAUUAAAUGUUAUUGAUCGAUGUAAUUACUCAGCCGAGGUACAAAUCAGAAGGAACGCAACAAUCGCAAGCAAGAUUUGCUUCAUUUUAAUACGUGUACAUAUGUUUACGCGGAUAUUACGACUUGAAACCUCGCUCAAACUGCACUGCUUCUCAUUUAAAUAACGGUCGCAACGUGAUAUGAAAACGUUGUGAACGACAAUGUGAUCUUCUCGCUACUACAGUGCUUCGAUUUCGUUGUUCUCUAAUUAGGCUGAGAAUAGUGCGACGAAAAGUAGAAUUUUGUCCCAAACGUUCAACAGAACUGCAUGCUAUUACUUAAGGGGCCGUACCUGUGUGAAAUUUAAAACAAAUCACUUUUUCUUUGGCAUAAAUUGGUCGUUUUUAAUUAUUUUUGUACGAAAAAAUUAUUUUACACAGUUCAUUUAUAGGCAAACACAUCCAUAAAGUUUAAA
Molecule: messenger RNA, 4474 nt
Organism: Ceratina calcarata
Lineage: Eukaryota; Metazoa; Arthropoda; Insecta; Hymenoptera; Apidae
Product: serine-enriched protein
Exons: 10
Coding region: 504-2849 (781 amino acids)
Molecular function (GO): protein binding
Source: RefSeq, a predicted model, not a curated record